Messenger RNA from Fusarium graminearum PH-1, 1823 nucleotides. Its product is annotated as choline-phosphate cytidylyltransferase. Gene Ontology annotation, cellular component: nuclear envelope. The record is from RefSeq and is a predicted model, not a curated record. Gene Ontology annotation, molecular function: phosphatidylcholine binding; choline-phosphate cytidylyltransferase activity. Bases 211 to 1509 code for a protein of 432 amino acids. Gene Ontology annotation, biological process: CDP-choline pathway. The transcript has 4 exons. NCBI's taxonomy places the organism in Eukaryota, Fungi, Ascomycota, Sordariomycetes, Hypocreales, Nectriaceae.
UACAAGACUCGACUGAUUUCCGGUCCCCGUCUUGUUUCCCACAACCUACACUACCUGAGGACAGACCUUACCUACCAACCUAGACACCCGGGGCAUCGCUUCUUCUUAAGAAAGGCCUCUCCUCCCUCUUUCUCUCCCACAACCCGACAGUCCCACCCCCAACCAAGCCCGAAACCGCGUCAUUUCCAUUCUUCUUCGUCAGCCGUAGCCAUGUCGUCGCCCUCCGGAUCAUCUCAAGGCGGCAAGCGCAAGAGAAACUCGCUUCGCGUCGAAUCCACACACGACUUUGCUGAGAAUGGCAUCCAGACAUCCUCGCGCGAUGCUUCAGGCGAGGAGGGUGAUACCACAGCCGCUGAGUCGGGACGUCUUCACGCCCGCGGCUCAGCUCCAAUUCCUAAGAGGCAGCGCUCUAGCUCGAACCGUGAUAACACCAUUGACCCUGGUGAGCCCAGCGACACCACCGAGGCCAGUAUCGACAUUGCUGAGCGAGUUGGUCGCAAAGGACGCCAAGCCUUGAAGGAGCUCGAUGAAGAGGAGCAACGCAGAAUUGAGGCUAUGCCCCCUCCUCCCAUUGGCAACCUACAAGACCCUGCUGGUGGCUACAAGACCAACCCUCCCCCUGUUGGACGACCUGUCCGUGUCUACGCCGAUGGCGUCUUUGAUCUCUUCCACUUGGGUCACAUGCGACAACUCGAGCAGGCCAAGAAGGCUUUCCCCGACACAACGCUGGUCGUCGGCGUCACAGGCGAUCACGAAACACACAAGCGCAAGGGUUUGACUGUCAUGUCUGCCGCUGAGCGUGCCGAGACCCUCCGUCACUGCAAAUGGGUCGAUGAGGUUAUCGAAGACUGCCCAUGGGUUGUCACUCCCGAGUUCCUCGACGAGAACAAGCUCGAUUACGUUGCCCACGACGAUCUCCCCUAUGGCGCUGACGAAGGUGACGACAUUUACCAGCCCAUCAAGGCCGCUGGCAAGUUCCUCGUUACCCAGCGUACAGAGGGUGUCAGCACAACUGGCCUCAUCACAAGAAUCGUGCGCGACUACGAGAAGUAUAUUGCCAGACAGUUCAAGCGCGGUACUUCCCGCCAGGAACUCAACGUCAGCUGGCUCAAGAAGAACGAAUUGGACCUCAAGCGUCACGUCCAGGACCUCCGAGAGAACAUCACAAACAACUGGUCCACCACUGGCCAAGAACUUGGUCGUGAGCUGAAGCAGUUCUGGCCCGUCAGCCGUCCUCAAAGUCCUGCCCGAUUUAACAGCGCGGGUACCGCCGAGGGACUUCGUUCACCUACGACCCCAGGUACUUCUGGUACACCCAAGGAGUUUAUCACUGGAUACGCCCUCGGCCUUGUCGGUGGUGUUAGGGGAUGGAUGACCAAGAGCCGAACGAAUGUCGCCGAUGGCAGCCGACCUCCCAGUGACGAUGAGUCUGAAGAGAGCGAUGCCCACGCCAAGUCGCCAAAGGAGUCGUCAAACACCCCGACGGCGGUCGCUCCCUCCAAGCUGUAAACGGAGCAGUGUACAUUUAACUACAAAUGUGAGAGACAGGAUAAAAGCAUGUCCCGAUGGUAAAGGAGACAGGGUCACCGCAAAAGAGACGGCAGGUGUUUUGUGCAAUGGGCUUUGGAUUAUUACUUUAAUCAGUAUUUGGCUAUGCGCUUUAAUAAAGGGCCGGUAUACAUGGCGUUCCGGCUUCUGUUUAUGUAUUGGAUGCUCUUGCGGCUACGGAGACGUGUUAGCACGCUGCUGAGCCAGAGUCUUUUGUCUAGUACUACGUGUACAGCAGUGGGCGAAAUAAUUGGAAGAGAUUAUGUCUUCUUGAA